GUCACUUCCUCCCUUCUCUCUCGCUUCCAUCUUGCUCCCCGCAUGUGUCUGCUGUUAGUUUACAGGUCAGUGAGGAGCUUUAAAUUCAUUCUUCCCUGCACUGUUGCCCCCUGAUCCGACGGCAAGAGAUGAAAGAAGCAAUUAUGAAUCAAGAAAAACUUGCUAAAUUACAAGCGCAAGUCCGUAUCGGCGGAAAGGGUAGUGCUCGCAGAAAGAAGAAGGUUGUACACAGAACCGCAACUGCAGAUGACAAGAAGCUCCAGUUCUCCUUAAAGAAACUCGGUGUGAACAAUAUCUCUGGUAUCGAAGAGGUUAACAUGUUUACAAAUCAAGGAACAGUCAUCCACUUCAACAAUCCCAAAGUCCAGGCUUCCCUGGCAGCCAACACCUUCACCAUCACUGGCCACGCUGAGACCAAGCAGCUGACCGAGAUGCUGCCUGGCAUCCUGAACCAGUUGGGAGCCGACAGCCUGACGAGCCUCAGGAGACUCGCAGAGGCCCUGCCCAAACAGGCUGCAGAUGGAAAAGCGCCGAUUGCAGCAGUAGAAGAGGAAGAUGAUGAUGUUCCAGAUCUGGUGGAGAAUUUCGAUGAAGCGUCCAAGGAUGAGGCCAACUAGAGGAAAUGGGAAGUGUCAGAACUUGACAGCACCAUGUGGAGCAUGAAAUGUUAAGCGGUGGAAAGUUAACAGUUAAAACGAGAGGUUGAGUAAUGUGGCAACUUUUUGGCUGUGAGCAUUCUGUAAUGUGUGAAACACCUGAGCAAAUUACGUACAAACUCUUAAGUGGAUUUAUGUUUUUUUAAGUACAUUUGUAGAGUGGUACUCUGAUUUAUUAUAACUGGUGUAGCAGUAUUUUGGUGUAUUUGAAUACUCAUUCCACCUCUUCUUUGCCACAAGAUGUUCCAGAUACUUGUGCUUUGGUCUUUAUGUCCAGUUAGAGAGAUUGUGUAAAAUGUGUUGCUCCAGGCCCCUGCUGUACAUCUGUUUCCUCUGUUACUGAACCUUAAUUUUGUGGCCUCCCUAAAACCACCAUAUCUGGAAUAAACCUUUGCUACUGUCA
Melanotaenia boesemani (Boeseman's rainbowfish) is the source of this 1059-nucleotide messenger RNA. RefSeq names its product basic transcription factor 3 (gene btf3). Bases 129 to 617 code for a protein of 162 amino acids. Gene Ontology annotation, cellular component: cytosol; nascent polypeptide-associated complex. The record is from RefSeq and is a predicted model, not a curated record. The transcript is spliced from 6 exons. Lineage: Eukaryota; Metazoa; Chordata; Actinopteri; Atheriniformes; Melanotaeniidae.